Molecule: messenger RNA, 708 nt
Organism: Penicillium brasilianum
Lineage: Eukaryota; Fungi; Ascomycota; Eurotiomycetes; Eurotiales; Aspergillaceae
Source: the annotation of a GenBank genome assembly
AUGGAACUUGGCGGGAAGGCGUCUGCCAUUGUCCUGGAAGAUGCUGAUAUCGAACUCGCUGCACGGGAGUGCGCCCGCGGUGCCUUCGCUAACUCCGGCCAAGCCUGCAUGAGCACAGAGAGGAUACUCGUUUCCAACAAGAUCAUCGAACCCUUUCGUCAAGCCUUUCUGAAAGAGGUCAACGCAUGGGAUUCUGGCCAUGGUGAAUCUUGCAUCCUGAUUCAACAUGCAGCGGUGGAAAGAAACAGGCGAUUGGCUAGGAGUGCGGAGGAGUUUGGGGCUACAUUAUUAGCUGGCAAUCCGCAUGCCCCGGAAGCUCUGCCUAGCCUAGGACAGGAGUCGAAGCUACGCCUAAGGCCAGCUGUCAUCGAUUGUGUUGAUAAAAGGAUGGAUGUUUACUACGAGGAAAGCUUCGGCCCAACUGUCUCACUCUAUCAGAUUAAAUCGGAUGACGAAGCUAUCAGACUAGCUAACGAUACGGAGUACGGGCUAUCCUCCGCGAUCUUCACGACUAAUCUCAGUCGAGGCCUCAAUUUGGCUAGUCAGAUAGACACUGGCGCGGUACAUAUCAACAGCAUUACUGUGCAUGAUGAAGCUUCUCUAGCUCAUGGUGGUCAGAAGAACAGUGGCUGGGGUAGGUUCAAUGCUGAAUGGGGUAUCAAUGAAUUUUUGCAGCCGAAGGUUGUUACUUACGCGGAGUGCGCUUGA